AUGCUCGAAGAGAAGGCAGAUGGAACAUUCCUAUGGGUCGGCAUUGUCUGUCGGCAAUUGGAUGAUGUACCAUCAAGGAAAGCGGUUGAGACGCUGCGAGCUCAACCUCAAGGACUGUAUCGCUUAUAUCGAGCCCUGCUGAGUGCAGCGUUCGAAGACGAUGAUCCGCAAUAUGACUCAAAGUUAAAGAUGUUGUUUAUGUAUGUCACAUUUGCGCUUCGGCGCCUGACAGUGGCUGAAAUAGCCGAGGCAUGUCGACUAUACUUAGACGAGGAUAUCGAAACUCGCAUCCAGUUCACCCAAGAGAUCAUUGACUCUUCUCACUCGCUGAUGUUUACCGAUAAAUCCUACGUGCGACUGUUACAUGGGUCUGUAAAGGACUUUUUAAUAACAGAGAUGGAUGAUUUCACAGCUGUCAGAUCUAAUUCUGUCCUGUCACAUCGUUGCAUUGAGCUCAUUUCUCAAUACUGUCGGCCCGAUCUGGACAGGUCAGUGCUAGAAUCAACUUUUGGAUUUCUGGGUUAUUCAGUACUGCAUUGGCCGGAGCAUGCAAGCUUAGCCAAUGGAGAAUUGACUAUUCAGAAAGAGCAUGAAAGCUUCUUCCAAAACACUCUCGAGACAUGGAAAUGCUGGCUAGAUAAUUAUAAUUAUGCGCAAAGAAGACGGCGUGGCUCAUGGGAUGUUCUAGGACUAGACACAUCCGUAAUUCACGUCGCAGCCCGAUGGGGAAUCAUUCCGCUCAUCUUAACCGCCCAACAAAAGGCAUUAGAAGACAAAGACGACGACGGUUAUUCACCGCUACUUCUCGCGACUGAACACACUCAAAUUGAAGCCUUGCGUGUCUUGGUCAAGUCUAAUGUGCGUUUCGACUCUCUGAACAACAAGCAUCAAAAUGUACUUCACGUUGCAUGCAAUAAUUUUCGUUUCAAUGAUUGUACGCUGAUAAGGUCCUUUCUCGACAACGGUGCCUCUCCGUAUUACUGCGAUGAGGAGAAUAUGACACCCUUCCUUUAUGCACUUGGCAACCGACGAAAAAAAAUUGUUCAAACUUUCAUCCACAAUGGCUUCAAUAUAGAAUCUAGGAUUGAGAGGCGUUCGUUGCCCGGAAGAACAACAGUGAGCAAUUUGGUAUACGGAAUUUCUGAGCCCCGUGAAGGGAACAUAGAGUCCGGACUGACCGCGCUUCACUUCUCUGCUAUGAAUGCAUGUACAGAGAUGGCCGCCAUCUUACUUGGAUGUGGGGCCAACCCCAAUGUUCGUUCUGACUUAGGCGAUACUGCACUACAUCUUGGGAUUAGGCCCCGACUUCUCGGCCGCAAAAUUAACGAUGCAUGGGAGGCUGGUCAGUAUGCCAUUGAGUCAUUGACUGACUUGAUCGACGAUCAUGAGGGCUCAGAAGCUUCUAACAUCUAUGAAACCAUCAGCAAUCAGAGGUCACUCAUCGUUGAGACUCUGUUGAAGAGCGAUUCUAUUAACGUGAACUUGGCUAACAAUCAUGGGGAGUACCCCCAACAUGUGAUUGACUUCUAUAAACCUGAGUCAAUAUCUAUCCUGAAAAAGCUUAUAGAGAAAGGUGCUGAUGCAUCACAACCAAACCGCCUUUUUCAGACGUGUCUUCACCUCGCUAGUAUGGCGGGAAACCUAGAAGUAGUUUGCAAGCUCGUGGAAGAAGGUCAUGAUAUCAUGCUGGAGGACUCUAACCGGCGGAGCCCAUUCAAUUAUGCAGUCUCUGGAGUCUAUCUUGAUACCAUGGCCUUCAUGUCAAAAGCCUGCGAUAAUGUGCUUUCAGUGGUUUGGAGUUCCCUUGACCACUUUGGCAAAAGUCCGUUACAUCAUCAUGUUGCGUCUGAUAUUUGCUCUGUUCGAGUUGUGGAUUACCUUAUACAGCUUGGUUGCGAUGUCAAUCUGCCUGACAGGGACGGGAACCCGACCUUAGGUCUAUAUCUAGAAUCAUUUCACCUAGGAAUACAGAGUGAUAUAUUUCAUUCGCUUGUUCAGAAAGGUGCCGAUCCUCUCUGGAUCAAUGAACAGGGACAAAAUUUGGCACAUCUCGUCAUGCAUCAUCGGGGAGCAGAUAUCACGGUCCUUGAUUAUCUGAUUACUGCUGGUGUGGAUCCAACGACCAGAGAUAUUGAUGGGAAAACAUUGAUGCAUCAUGGAGCGAUUCAUGGUGUUUUCACCAAGAAGCUGAUGAACUUUCUUGCCUGUAAAGCUGUCUUGGAUGUUUGUGCCACGGCCACAGACUUUACCUGCAAGACUCCUCUCGAUUAUGCGGAAGAACUGGCUCAUUCGCAAUCAUUAAGCGAGGUGUAUGAUAAUGAAAGAUCGAAAGACUCGUUGAAGAGUCUGAACAUAGCACUUCUGUCGCGGUAUGAUUUCUUUUCCAACGAUAAUUGGGAGUCAAAAGCUAACCAAAGCAGUUCCGGAGAAGCUUUUAAAUGA
This is a messenger RNA of Penicillium taxi, 2442 nucleotides long. Its product is annotated as ankyrin repeat domain-containing protein. The transcript has a single exon. The record is from RefSeq and is a predicted model, not a curated record. Gene Ontology annotation, biological process: neuronal action potential; negative regulation of delayed rectifier potassium channel activity. The coding region runs from base 1 to 2442 and encodes 813 amino acids. Gene Ontology annotation, cellular component: membrane; axon initial segment; synapse. Gene Ontology annotation, molecular function: transmembrane transporter binding. Lineage: Eukaryota; Fungi; Ascomycota; Eurotiomycetes; Eurotiales; Aspergillaceae.